AUGGAUAAUCGCAUUAAUGACGAUGAAAUCGUUAAUUUAUUGCUGGAUGAAUUUGCGGAGAAUAGUGGUUCAGAACUUGAUGACAAUGAUUCCGAUGAAGAUGUAACAGACGAUUUAAAUAAAACGUAUACUAAUUUAGCUCCUGUUAUACCUGAUUUUUAUAACUACCUUGAUGCUUUUGAUCCACAAAAUCUUCAACAAGGAAAUGAUGUUAUGGAAAUGGAAUAUAAUGAAGUAAUGGCUACUCCGCUUAAUGCGGAACACCCCACAACUGAUGCUCAUACAUGGGGAUUUGAAAGUGAUGAAGAAGAUGAAGAUCGUCCAAUGCAUGUGCCACCACCAACCUAUAGAUUACCUGUGAAUCACAGAAGACAAGGGACUCUCCCUAAAUGGCGAUCAAAAAAUUCAAAACCGAAACCGCAUCCAUUUACUGCCAAUCAGCAUGUUACAAACGAAGUAAGCGAAAACUCCACUGAGCUAGAGUGUUUUCAAUUAUAUUUUCCGCAAUUUAUUGUAAAACUUAUCAAAAAAGAAACAAAUAGAUAUGCAUUUUCGGUAAUUCGUUCCCUAAAAAGACGUAAUAUUUUAAAAAAAAAUUCAGUUUGGCAUAAGUGGAAGCCCUUAAAUAUUUCCGAAGUGUAUAAAUUUUUUUCCAUAAUUUUACACAUGAGUUUGGUUGAAAAACCGCACAUUAAAGAUUAUUGGUCAACUAACCCUGUAUUACAAACAACAUAUGCUUCUAAACUUAUGAAAAGGGAUAGGUUUAUAAGUAUUUUUUCUAUGUUGCAUAUCGCAAAUAACGAUAAAUAUGUUCGGAAAGGUCAGCCUGGUUAUGACAGCUUAUAUAAAAUUAGAUCAUAUGUCAAUUUUUUAAACGAUAAAAUGUCAACAUUAUAUUAUCCUGGGCAAAAUAUAACUGUUGAUGAAGGGGUGUGUCCUUUUCGCGGAAGAGUACAUUUUAGGGUGUAUAUGAAGAAUAAACCCGAAAAAUAUGGUAUGAAAUUAUACAUUGCUUCUGACCCUCUAACAGGAUACACAUUAAAUUUUGAGAUAUAUUCUGGGAAAGGACAGGAAAAUAAUUCUAUUAUACCUUUAUAUAGUCGCUUAUUAAAACAGUAUUUUGACAAAGGCCAUACCAUUUACAUGGAUAGAUUUUACACUAGUCCAAUGGUAUUGGAGUAUCUUUGGGAUAAUAAAACGAACGGUGUAGGAACGGUGAUGGCAAAUCGUAAAGGACUUCCAAAAGAUACAGUAGUUAAUGUUAAAUUAAAAAAAGGCGAAAUGGCUUUUGGUAGGAACGGCCCACAAAUUUGCAUUAAAUGGAAAGACACGAGAGAUGUUCUUGUUAUGUCAACAUGUCACUCGGCUGACAUGGCACCUGUGACUGUCAAAGCUAGGGGAGGUAAAAUACAAAAAUUUAAGCCCGUGGCCAUCAUCGAUUAUAAUAAAUAUAAAACGGGGGUGGACCACGGAGAUCAGAUGAUCACCUACUACCCCUUCAAACGUAAAACUUUAAAGUGGUGGAAAAAAAUGUUUUUUUAUUUAUUUAAAGUUAGUGUGGUCAAUAGUUUUAUAAUAUACAAGCAUUAUGCCUCACAAAAUAAAAAUCCCUGUUUGAAGACGUUUAUGCUCAAUCUCUGUCAACAAAUGGCCGAGAAAUCAGGUGAAAUAAUUGAGACUGACACGGCAUAUGAGCCAAAUAAUGUUGAUAGGCUUACUGGUAGACAUUUUAUAAAAAAAAUUGAACCUACACCAAAGAAAGCUAACCCUCGUAGAACGUGCAAAGUGUGCUCAAAAAAAAUUAAAACGGGCAAAUUAGAUCGUGGUAAAAAAGAAACAUCAUACUAUUGUCCAAUUUGUGAUGUGCCGCUUUGCAUUGACAAUUGCUUUGAAAUUUACCACACAAAAAAACAAUAUUGGUAA
Macrosiphum euphorbiae (potato aphid) is the source of this 1923-nucleotide messenger RNA. Lineage: Eukaryota; Metazoa; Arthropoda; Insecta; Hemiptera; Aphididae. The record is from the annotation of a GenBank genome assembly.